Messenger RNA from Hirsutella rhossiliensis, 2523 nucleotides. Its product is annotated as OPT oligopeptide transporter protein. Gene Ontology annotation, molecular function: oligopeptide transmembrane transporter activity. The transcript has 13 exons. NCBI's taxonomy places the organism in Eukaryota, Fungi, Ascomycota, Sordariomycetes, Hypocreales, Ophiocordycipitaceae. Bases 1 to 2523 code for a protein of 840 amino acids. Gene Ontology annotation, biological process: transmembrane transport. The record is from RefSeq and is a predicted model, not a curated record.
AUGGAAGCAGCCAUGUCAAAUGACCCCAGGUCUGGCGGAGACGCCCAGUCCCAAGACGAGGGCGUCUUCAAAAGGGGUCACGAUGAAACUGUCGUGGAGAAGGUUUAUGGACAAGAUAUUGAAACGGAACACGCCCACGCCCUCGAGUCACACCUCAAUGCCACCGAGGAUGAUGUCCUCGAAGCCAAAGAGCUGGCUGCCUCCAUGAGCCUCGAGAGUGUCCGCGCGUUGAUGACCAACGUACUGGCAAUUCACGAUGGUGAUCCCAACUUUCCUUACCUGACAAUCCAAAACAUUAAAGAGUUUCUUGCCAACGACGAUAUCAUGGCACACCCCGAAAAGCACGAGCAGCUUGUCGAGGAAAUGAAGCUCGAGGCGGCCAUCAUUACGCACAACAGCCCUAUGCCGAGCGUAUUCUUGUCCUUUGUCAACCAGCUUUUCUCCAUCCGCCAGCCGGCCAUCAAGUUUGACACAAACAUUGCCCAGCUUCUCGCCUUUCCCCUCGGCAAGGCCUGGGAGCGCUGGAUGCCCCGGUACGAGUUUGCCCUUCCGUUUACGGGCACCAAGAUCAACAUAAACCCGGGCCCCUUCAACAAAAAGGAACACAUGCUCAUUGCAAUCAUGGCCAACACGUCCAGGAGCCUGCCGUAUACAAACUACAUCAUCUGGACCCAGGUGCUGCCGCAGUAUUUCAACCAGCAGUACGCGCGCAACUUUGGCUACAUGUUCACCAAUGCCUUUGCGACCAACUUCCUGGGCUACGGUCUUGCUGGCUUGACAAGAAAGUUUCUCGUCUACCCGUCAUACUGCGUGUGGCCCAUGUCCCUCGUCACCAUUGCCCUCAACACGGCGCUGCACAAGGAAUCCAACCAGCCCGUUCUGGGCCCUUUUAACAAGACAUGGUCCAUGUCGCGCUAUCGCUUUUUCCUCGCCUUGUCGUACUUUACUUGGAUGACUUGGAUCGCGCCGGACAAUAUCAAACUGAAUAUCCUGACUGGCAUGCAAAACGGACUUGGAUUGUUCAACCCCAUCCCGACCUUGGACUGGAACGUCAUCUGCUUCAACACCGACCCUCUGAAUCAGAUGGUACCGUCAUUCACGACCUUCAACGCCGUGGCCGGCAUGUUCAUCACCGGCCUCUUUGUCCUGGCCGUGUGGUUUACAAAUGUCUGGAACACGGGUUACCUGCCCAUCAACACCAACCGUGUGUACGACCACUUUGGCAAAAUGUACAACGUCUCGCGCGCCCUCGACGAGCACGGCAUGUUUGACCUAAAAAAGUACACGAACUACUCGGCCCCCUACAUGGGCGCCGCCAACGCGCUUCUCUACGGCUGGUUCUUUGCCAUUUACACGGCCAUCCUGACGCACGUCAUCCUGCACCAGCGGUACGAGAUCAAAAUGGGCUUCCGGAACCUCUUCCGCGGCCUUCGCUUCCGCAAGAAGAAGGCGACGACCGAGACGGCCAACGAGCAGAGAUCCGAGGGGGCGUAUUCGGAUGUGCACAACCGCUUGAUGGCGGCGUAUCCCGAAGUUUCCGAGUGGUGGUACUUUGGCAUCUUGGUCAUCUCGGUCGUCUUUGGCGUCCUCGGCAUCGCCCUGUGGCCUACGUACACCUCGCCAGCCGUGGUCCUGUACGGCAUCGCCCUGUGCCUCAUCUUUGUCAUCCCCAUUGGCGUGACGGUCAGCAUGACGGGCAUCGAGAUUACCCUCAACGUCCUGGCCGAGUUUAUCGGCGGCGUGAUUGUGGAGGGGAAUGCGCUGGCCAUGAACUUUUUCAAGUCGUAUGGCUACGUGACCUGUGCCCACGCCAUUUCCUUUGCCAACGACUUGAAGCUUGCUCACUACGUCAAGGUAAGAUCCUCCCGUGUCACCUUUGUCGGACAAAUGCUUGCCACGCUCAUUUCGACUCUCAUCUGUACGGGAGUCAUGAAAUUCCAGAUGGACAUCAAGAACGUUCGCACAACGGCUGCGCCCAUGAGGUUCCUGUGUCCCGGCCCCAACACAUUCAUGACGGCCUCUGUCCUCUGGGGAACCAUUGGCCCCGUCAAGGUAUUUGGCAUCAACGGGCAGUACAAGUGGCUGCUGAUGGGGUUCCCGGUUGGCAUCGUCCUCGUCACGGCCGUAUGGGGGCUCAAGAAGAUGUGGCCCAACUCGCGGGCGCUGCGGCAGAUCCAUGUCGUGGCCGCCAUUGCCGGGUCGCUGCAGUGGGCGCCCUACAGCUUCUCGUACGCGUGGCCGGCCGUGCCCGUCGCGUGGUUCUCGUGGAUCUACAUCCGCGGGCGGUACCUGGCGCUGUGGUCCAAGUACAACUUCGUGCUGUCGGCGUCGUUUUCGGCGGGCGUAGCCAUCUCGGCCAUCAUCAUGCUCUUCUCGGUCCAGUGGGCCGGCAUCAAGAUCGAGUGGUGGGGGAACACGCAGCCGUUUCAGGGCUGCGAGGAGACGGCCUGCACCGUCUAUGCUCUGGCCGAGGGCGAGCGCUUCUUUCCCUGGUGGGACCGCACCAAGACUCCUGCCCCGUAG